Molecule: messenger RNA, 1737 nt
Organism: Melampsora larici-populina 98AG31
Lineage: Eukaryota; Fungi; Basidiomycota; Pucciniomycetes; Pucciniales; Melampsoraceae
Exons: 1
Coding region: 1-1737 (578 amino acids)
Source: RefSeq, a predicted model, not a curated record
AUGGCCCGAGGCCAACGGUGGACAGGAACAGGUCCUCCCGCUCUCAACAAACUCAAUUCAAAAUCAAGCCUACGGAGGGCCUGCCGCGCAAUCAGACUGUUUGCGGAGGCUGGAAUCUCGACAAAUGCCCUGACCCGCCGAAAUGUGGCAGGAUUCAUGACAUCUGCGACGUUAUGGGGUGUUACGAACCCCAUAAGCGAAUCAACCAUCCCAAAUGACCUGUCUUUUGACGCGACUAAGUUUAAGGAGGAUCUAGUUCGCGAGAUGACGGAGCGUGACUACGGGACUCAAUCUUUUAAGCGGGGCUACAAAUGGGAAUGGCCAGGGGCUAAAGGAUAUUCCAACACCAUUGAUUCUAGUUUGACGGCGGAGCCUCUGGAUGCGCCUCCUCCGCUAUCGGACGAUCCGAAGGCAGCAUAUGCCCUGAAGCAAUACUCGUCAUUCUUUGUGUUGACAUCUCCUAUUGAUGUAAACAUGUUUGAAUUCCUAUUACGAGAUCACCCUAACAGACCCUUUGUCGAGUCGGUGGUACAAGGGUUACGCGAGGGUUUCUGGCCCAUGGCAGAUCUGCCUUCCGAAAAGGUGUCUUUCGUGAAGAAUCACCAGGUGUGCAAUCAGGCGCCCGAUCUGUUGACGAAAGCGUGCAAAGAGGAGGUGGAAGCAGGCAGGUAUUCGGAAGGUUUUCACACUUUAUUGCCCGGCAUGAAGGUAUCGCCUUUGUUAUUAGUAGCUAAGAAGGGUUCUUCAAACAUGAGAGUGUGUACAGAUAUGAGUUAUGGGAAACCGUCGCUAAACGAUCACAUCAUCAAGGAUCGUAUUAAAGUGUCUUUUCACUCCCUGAUUUCUUUUGCACCCUAUAUGGUCGAGAUGGCAAAGAAGGGGAUACCACUUAUGCUAUGGAAGUCGGACGUCCAGAAUGCUUACAGGAUUCUGGCAAUGGCUUUGGCUUGGCAGUUACGCCAGAUAGUCUGUGUAGAUAACAUGUUUCACGUGGAUCGGUGCGCGAAUUUCGGUUCGGCAGCAUCACCAAAGAUUUGGUGUUUGUUCUUUUCUUUGGUACUUUGGAUUGCGAGGACGAGGAUGGGGAUCAGUAGGAUGAAUAAUCUCAUGGAUGACACGUGGGGGGUAGCUCCCUUGUCCUCCAUGGUGGUCUUCAAAGGACAUCAGGUCCCUCUUGACCAGGCAAAACUGUUGCUUCUAUUUGAUGUCCUGAACAUUCCAUGGGAAUGGAAAAAGCAGGUACAUGGAGUCUACCUGGAGAUCAUAGGACACCUGGUUCGAUCUAAGGAGCUCUCUUUCUCCCUGCCGGACGAUAAGAAAGCCAAUCUUGUCAUGGCUUUGAGGACCUUUACGUUAACUAAGUCCAGGUCUUUGCGCAAUUGGCAGUCAUUGCUCGGUUGGGCGUCGUGGGGGUUGAAUUCUUUCCCUCUGGGACGCUGGGCCCUCCAGUCUUCAUGGGAAAAGAUAGCGGGGAAGUCUCACAAGUUUCUAGUAGUACCUCACAACAAAACGGUGCAGAAGGAUCUGUCUUGGCUGGCCGACUGUCUGGAAAAAUCGACGGGUAACCUUUUCCUCGAGGCGGUCAUCUGGUCGGUUAGCGAGGCCGAUUUCCUAUGCACGGCAGACGCCUGCCCGUCCAGACUAGGGGUUUGGCUGCCAAAUACGGUGGAAGGGUUCCAUUUUGCCCUGCCAGUGCCGUCACGUGACAUUUAUUGGGCAGAACUCGCAGCCACGUAA